Molecule: messenger RNA, 644 nt
Organism: Mizuhopecten yessoensis (Yesso scallop)
Lineage: Eukaryota; Metazoa; Mollusca; Bivalvia; Pectinida; Pectinidae
Product: E3 ubiquitin-protein ligase TRIM13-like
Exons: 2
Coding region: 120-644 (174 amino acids)
Biological process (GO): positive regulation of DNA-templated transcription
Cellular component (GO): chromatin; nucleoplasm
Molecular function (GO): metal ion binding; ubiquitin-protein transferase activity
Source: RefSeq, a predicted model, not a curated record
AUGUGCGCCGAGCUACCAACGGGGACGUGUCCCACAUCUACACCUCGUCACUUCAAAGACUACAACCAUAUUCAUACCUUGAUGGAGCGAUACGGAACUAGCGUUUGAGUACGUAUACAAUGGCGGAAGGUGGUCCCCAUGCAGACCCUCACUCUGAAGACAGCACACUACGAAACCUUUCGGACUCCAACAUUCUCGAAUGUCCGAUCUGUCUUGAGCAGUUACGACAGCCGAAGUCUCUACCGUGUCGUCAUUCUCUUUGUGAGGAAUGUUUGAGUAGCUACAUCGUCAUUGAAGUGUUAGGGACGAGUGAUACGGCGACUUCCUUUAUCUGUCCGGUAUGUAGGACCCUAACUCACCCCGUGGACAAAACAGAGGAUAAAGAGAAAUGGGCCCAGCAAUUCCCGACCGACACCGUUGCCAUAGAGAUGAUACAACUGAGAAACAGAACGACAGAGCCACGUUACUGCACGCCCUGUCAGAGGAGGAAGGGAACCAUGGUACCUGCACAAUUCUGGUGUAAAACUACUCAGUCAUUGUUCUGUGAGUCUUGUAAAGUGGAUUUCCAUGAUAUGGUCCAUGUGAGCUGUGAUAUCGUAGAUAUGAGGGNCAGGAACGUAUGGAUAAACGUAUCAGAGAGAUGA